Maylandia zebra (zebra mbuna) is the source of this 1930-nucleotide messenger RNA. Its product is annotated as cytokine receptor common subunit gamma. Lineage: Eukaryota; Metazoa; Chordata; Actinopteri; Cichliformes; Cichlidae. Gene Ontology annotation, molecular function: protein binding; cytokine receptor activity. Gene Ontology annotation, cellular component: external side of plasma membrane. Gene Ontology annotation, biological process: cytokine-mediated signaling pathway. The record is from RefSeq and is a predicted model, not a curated record.
GCGGGCUUACAUCCUGUUUCUAUUCGCCAUGAUGUCGACAAGAUUACUUCUACUUCUUUAUCUGACUGGACACGUAUUUGCCAAAAAAUCACAAGAUGUGGAUUGCUUGGUGGUGAAUCUAGAUUAUGUUUCCUGCAAAUGGAAUAAGACCGGGACUCCUGAGGUCAACUACACCUUCUACAGCAAGUUGGGCAAUGACCAAUGGAAAAUAUGCAACCACUAUUUGACAGAGAACAACGUGAACAUUGGAUGUAACCAGCAGGUAGAUUCGGGAGAUAGAUUCAAAACAUUUCGAACUCGACUGACAAAUGGGAGCGAAAAUUUUGAGAAGGGUCACGAGCUUAAAAAACAAGUCAAGUUAAACCCACCAACCAACCUGACUGUCCUGAAUGGGUCGGACUUUAAUCUGUGGUUUUACUGGAACCACACUUCUCCUGCUCCCUUACACUGUGUGGAGGGUGAGGUCCGCUUCAGGACAAACAACAAUAACUGGGAUUUCUCUAAAGUUAGCGCCGGGAUACAGAAAUACUGCAUCAACUUGCCCUCAAGCAGUUCCCGAUAUGAGCUGCAAGUGCGGAACAGAAUAGAUGAUUCCUGUGGAGAGUCCAUAUUCUGGAGUGACUGGAGUGAGCCUGUGGUCUGGGGAUCCAACAACAGCACAUACUCUAAAGAUUUGAUGUCUCCGUGGACGCCGGUGAUAUAUCUGGUGGGUGUAAUCAGUUUCAUCCUGCUGGCCAUGCUAUUAAUGCACCAUGAAAGGCUCAGAAUCAUCCUCGUCCCUGUGGUUCCCAAGCCAUCUCCAUUCCUGCAUAACAUCGAGGAUUGGUUUCAGUUCUCCAAAGGCCUGAAAGACAAUUUUAAACCGGACUACAACGAGCGUGCCUGCCCUGUGCGUGAGUACAACUAUGUCUCCCAGUCUGAUGUGGUGAGCUCCGACGGCUCCACCUGCUCUGUCACCACCGACCAAACCGACUGCUCCAUCGAACACGAUCCAGAAGACCUGUCCGCCCCCUUUCCCUCUAACCCAGUUUCAUCUGAGGAGGUGCAAAAGGCUUCUGUUUAGGAGCCAUGUUUGGAUUUCACAAACAUGAAUCAACAAACCUCCUGCCUGAUUGCAAGAGAUACCUUAAUUUGACCAAAUAAAUGGUAGCCCAAUAGUUACUAUCAGAAUAACCCCAAUAAUUGGUUCAGGAAUUUAAUUUGAACAAUGCCUAUUAUACAGGUAAAACCAAAGCAUCCGAUUAAAAUUUUAGAAGUUAAUAAAGUUCAUAAAGACUUUAAUAUGUUUCUAAAAUCCUUGUGUAAUUUAUGGUUACUCUUGAAAACAUUGUUUAGACUCUAAAUAUUUGACUAAUUGAGGCUUUGACGUACGUAUAAUCCUUUGUUGACUUCCGAAAUGAGCACCAGGAACUGUUCUCAUAUCCAAUCCCUCAAAUGGUUUUUUUUUUUUUUAUCUUUUUUUAAAUUUUUGUUUUCUUUUUAAAGCAAGAACGAUUGUUAAAGUGUUAAUUUGGAGAGACGCAGUAUUGUAUCCUGUAAGCUGGGCUGAAAGUAAUUACAUAUUAAUACAUACAAGCCCAACUUUACUCAGAAAAAAGCAAGGAGUUUAACUUAAGCAGCAAUGUUCCCUCUAAGCUGCGCACAUGCGCAAUUGCGUACUGCUGGCACGGUCUCUGCGCACAGAAAUUCUGCGUUGGGCACAAAAGAAAUCUAACCUGAAUUGAAAUUAAAAUUAAUACUUUAACAAUUCUGUUUCGCAGUGUUAGUCAGUAAGUGACUGGGAACGAUAUGGGAACGAUGCCACCUUAUCCCAUAGUCCAGCCAAUAAUGCGUAUAUGCGCAGCCAAUCAACGUGGUUGACAGGCUAUGACAGCGUCCUUAUGUGCCGACACCGGUGUUUUAGCUAGCAAAGGGGCGUGGCUGAUGUGGA